This is a messenger RNA of Solanum dulcamara, 1376 nucleotides long. RefSeq names its product remorin 4.2-like. Lineage: Eukaryota; Viridiplantae; Streptophyta; Magnoliopsida; Solanales; Solanaceae. The coding region runs from base 254 to 1201 and encodes 315 amino acids. The record is from RefSeq and is a predicted model, not a curated record. The transcript has 2 exons.
UCCUCAUAUAUUACCCAAUUACUUCUAUACUCCAACGUGCAUGUGUGGUUCAUAUCACUUUGACCAUAUUUCUUUGAUUAAUUAACAAUAGUCAAAAAAAAAACAAAUAAUCAACAUGAUGUUGCUCUUUUCUCCCUUUUCUUUUUCACCCUUCCAUUCUCCUUUUCUCCUUCAUCCACUAGUAUGAUCCAUUCUAUCAAAUAUACACUAAAAACCUAGCAAAAUCCUUAUAGAAAUUAACAAAAAUCUUGACAUGUCUAAUGAUCAAAGAGCUCUAGUCUUAUCAAGCACCACCACCACCAACAACAAUAAUAAUAGUAGAGAAAAUGAUCAUGAAGAUCAUGAUUAUGACGAUCAGGAUCAGAAUCAGAAUCGUCGAGAUGAUCAUAUCAGAGAUAUCCAUGCUCUAACACCACCACAACCACCAGUACCACCACUCACCACGAAUAUUAAUCGUGCAGGACGAAGAAGGGAAGCUUGGGAAACAAGUAGCCAUAGAUCAUCAUCUUUGUCCUCAGAAUUAGGAGGAGUUCCAAGUGAGAAUUUUACAACAAUGAGUAGAGAGUUCAAUGCUUUGGUACUUGCUGGAUCAUCUACUAGCAACAACAACAACAACCAGAAUAAUAAUGGUACAAGUCAUGAAGUUGAAGGUACAAUCAAUAAUAAUUUAGGAAGGAUUUUCGAAGAGGAGACUAUAGUUGAAGAAAAUAAUCCUUUAGCUAUUGUAGCAGAUAAUAAUAAUAAUAACAACAACAAUAAUAAUAAUAAUAAUGUUUAUUUGAACCCUAGUACUCCUUCUCCUAAUAAUGAUCAUUUGAGUGGAACUAGUCAACAAGGUGAAGUGAUUGUACAUAGAGUGAAGAAAGAGGAAAUUGAAUCAAAGAUUAGUGCAUGGCAAACUGCAAAAAUUGCAAAGAUUAAUAAUAGGUUUAAGUGUGAAGAUGCUGUGAUUAAUGGAUGGGAAAAUGAAGAAGUUCAAAAGGCUACUUCUUGGAUGAAGAAAGUUGAGAGAAAGUUAGAGGAGAAAAGAGCAAAAGCACUAGAAAAGAUGCAAAAUAAUAUAGCAAAUGCAAGAAGAAAAGCAGAAGAAAGAAGGGCAUCAGCAGAAGCAAAAAGAGGAACAAAAGUAGCUAGGGUUCUUGAAUUAGCCAAUUUAAUGAGAGCUGUUGGUAGAGCUCCAACAAAACGUUCCUUCUUUUAAAUUUACAAAAGAAAAAAGUGUGUUCUAGAUAAUUGUUGCUUUGUACUUUGUUAUAUCUAGCUUCUACUUAGAGUAACGGAUUCAGAAUUUAAAUAUAUUACGAGUCUGAGUAGAGCGAGUGCAUGUGUUUUGAAAUGUAUAUAUAGUUCUCCUAUCGGUUCAUUUUGGUUCUAUC